AUUGCUUCUGUCAGCUCUGCAGCUCAACAGUCUCUUGUCUUCUCUGUACUCUGGAUCCAGCCUGUGGCCACGAUGAAAACUUAUUGCUGUUUGAUGGUGAUAUUAUGUUUCCUCUUCUCCCAGAUGAACGUGGGGUCUGGCCUUCUCACAGUUCUUGGACACAGAACAGAUCAUUACAAAUGCAUCAAGAAUAAAGGAUUCUGUCUCUAUUCCAACUGCCCCAUGUACUCCAAACAUGAAGGCACCUGCUAUAAGGGGAGAGCCAACUGCUGUAUGGCACAACCCUGAAUGGCAUCAAGAACAAGGAAGCCAUGCGAAAGAUGCACAGCCAUUGUUUUAAUAAAGGGAAGGUUUUCUGAAGACAUACUUCUUCAGAUCAAAAUGA
Messenger RNA from Jaculus jaculus (lesser Egyptian jerboa), 385 nucleotides. It is a transcript of the gene Defb1, whose product is annotated as defensin beta 1. Lineage: Eukaryota; Metazoa; Chordata; Mammalia; Rodentia; Dipodidae. Gene Ontology annotation, biological process: innate immune response in mucosa; defense response to Gram-positive bacterium; defense response to Gram-negative bacterium. The transcript is spliced from 2 exons. Gene Ontology annotation, cellular component: extracellular region. Gene Ontology annotation, molecular function: CCR6 chemokine receptor binding. The record is from RefSeq and is a predicted model, not a curated record. Bases 73 to 288 code for a protein of 71 amino acids.